Kalmanozyma brasiliensis GHG001 is the source of this 3699-nucleotide messenger RNA. Its product is annotated as Rab-GTPase-TBC domain protein. The transcript has a single exon. NCBI's taxonomy places the organism in Eukaryota, Fungi, Basidiomycota, Ustilaginomycetes, Ustilaginales. Gene Ontology annotation, biological process: protein urmylation; tRNA wobble position uridine thiolation. Gene Ontology annotation, cellular component: cytoplasm. The coding region runs from base 1 to 3699 and encodes 1232 amino acids. The record is from RefSeq and is a predicted model, not a curated record. Gene Ontology annotation, molecular function: nucleotidyltransferase activity; URM1 activating enzyme activity; thiosulfate-cyanide sulfurtransferase activity.
AUGAGUGAUCCCCUGGCCGCCACUUUCUCGGCCCUCACAACUCGCAAUGGACCCACUGAGGCCGCAACAUCAUCUCAAAUUGCGAGCAGUCCCUCCUUGGCCACACAAUGGAACCAUCUGCUGCGAGGUACCACCACUUCGCCCAAAGAGGCGCUCAAGCUGCGUGCGGUAGAAGGCAAGAUAGCCCAAGACCAGAGCGCGUCGCUUCGCUGGAUCCAAUGGAAGUCCUUCCUCGCCGAGCACAUCUCCAGCAUCCCUUCGUCAUGGUCCGCCACCUUGAACCAGGAAAGAGAUGCAUACAACGAGCUGCGUUGCCGCCUGUUGCGCGCACCGGACGGCAACUAUCCACCCGAGGUGGGCUUCGACGGCACACACACAACCCUCGACUCGGCCAGCGCUUCUUCCUCUUCGCGGCAGCAUCCUGGCGCAGCCUCAAUCAGACGGACCGUCGUCCAUGAUCUUUCGGUCAACAAUCCGCUCAGUCUCGACGAUUCCAACCCAUGGACAGCUUACUACACCACCUUCGAAACGAGGAGAAUCAUCUUGCAAGAUGUAGAAAGAACCUUUCCCGAACUCGACCUCUUCCGUCAGACGCAUGUUCAGCAGUCUUUGACCAACAUUCUCUUUCUCUGGACUCUCGAAAACGAAGACGUUGGCUACAGACAGGGUAUGCACGAGCUCGCCGCUGCUCUGUGGAAGGUCAGAAGCGAUGGUGCCGUCGAUGCGCGCGGCUUGUCCGGCAGCCGCUCGUCCGCAUCGGCGCAGAACUCGGUGGAAGCGCCGUUUCAGCUGGCUUUGGCCGACGUCUUCAUCGAGCACGACGUCAACGCGCUCUUCCGCUCCCUGAUGCAAAGCGCAAAGAGCUGGUUCGUGUGGCGCGACUCUCCGAGCGCGCCAAUCGCACCUGCAGCUUCGACUUCACCACCCUCCGCGUCCCUCCGACAGUCGCCGACGCAGCGAAGAUCAGCAGAGGCCGCUCGUCCUCCGCUGCCGAUUGUCGCCAAAUGCGAGCACAUCCUCGACCUUUUGCGGCACAUUGAUCCUGCCCUAGCGCAGCAUCUCCAGAGUCUCGGCAUCGAGCCUCAGAUCUUCUGCCUCCGAUGGAUCCGCAUGAUCUUCACACGCGAAUUUGCGCUCGACGAUGCAUUUGCCAUUUGGGACGGCCUCUUUGCGACUGGACUGGACCUCAUCGACUAUGUCUGCCUCGCAAUGCUGCUUCGUAUUCGAAAUCAGCUGCUUGCCGGCGACCAUACCUCGGCCUUACAGAGCUUGCUACGAUACCCUGCAGAAGCACAGGCGCAGCCCAGCCUUUUGGUCAGACAAGCUAUCUUCAUGCGUGACAGUGCGCUUCAGCCGAGCACGGGAGUAGCGGUGGUGAUGCAGAACAGAGACUUGCUGGGCAUCGCUGUACAAGCUGUCGACAGCCAAAUCCAAGGCCAAGAUGCUACCCGGCAAGCACCUGCAUCACCUACACAGCGUUUCAACGCUCAAAAGUUUGCCACGGUCGGGAGGUCGCCGUCCGGUCCAGCGACACGAGCUUCUCCUUGGGCUCGAAUGCAGGAUGGCAACUCUUCUCCGCAGAAUGGCAGGCAACCUGCUGCCAGACGCUGGCAAGCUUCCGGUGCCACAGCGGACCCUCUUGGAGCAUCGCAAGGCUCCACCUCCCUUGACGCCAACGGUCAGCGAGCCUUUGGCAUCAACCCGACUGCGUACCUGCCCGAAGGCAUCAGCGACAUGGCCAAAGGCUGGUAUGAGCGAUCCGAGCUGCCGCAAAGCCUCAACAGCGCCCUUGCCAAUGUCCAGAGAACCGUUGCUGCCGCAGCCAAUGCCUACGGGUCCGCCAAGGUCGAAAAGUCAGGCUUCCCGUCUGGCUUCGAGCAAGCCUUCUCGAGUCAGACUGGACUGCGGGCUGCUUCUUCGUCCAACCUCGACCGCGCGUCGCCAGCGCCGUCACCAAGGCCAGCAGAGCAACAGCUACCCAUCGUGGAGCCGCAAGAGCCCGCAUCCCCACCAUCUCAACGUCACAGCGCGAAUCUUGUUCAAGGUGUCUCCAAGACGACCACAGCCAACAAGGCGAUCGGCUCAGCCCUGACAGCCUGCAUCGAAGUCCUGGAGCAGAGCUGGCUCGAUCGAAGCAGGAUCAGCGGCAAACAGAGUCAGGAAGAUCUCGAUCAGAGCGAUUUGAACACGCUGAUGAGUUUCACCGCUCUCAAGCACAUCCGCGAUGUUCUCGAGGGCACAGCUACCGAGUUUGACCCAGCGACGCUGCCGGCACCGAUCGUGAAGCCAACAGCUCCGUCAUCAGAAGUCGCAAAAGUCGAACAAGUACCGCAGCAGAGCAGCAUCCAACAGCCUCCGUCGUACAAGCCAGACGCUAUCAGGGAUGUGCCUCCAAAGAAUGGCCCAUCGCUACCCAUGUCGCUCCCCGAAUACGCCCGCUACGGUCGCCAGAUGAUCCUUCCCGACUUCGGUCUUCCCGGCCAACUGCGUCUGCGCGCUUCCAAAGUCCUCGUCGUCGGCGCGGGCGGUCUCGGCUGUCCCGCCAUCCAAUACCUCGCCGCCGCUGGCGUCGGUCAGAUCUCGAUCUUGGACCACGACGUAGUCGAACCGUCCAACCUGGCACGUCAGAUCCUGCACAGCGACGCUACCGUUGGGCAACCCAAAGCGAAUUCCGCCGCCGACGCUGCCCGGCGCAUCAAUCCGUACAUCACCGCCAUCCCGCUCGUUGAGGCCAUCAGCGCGCACAACGCCCGCCAGCACAUGCGCGGUCAGGACCUCGUGCUCGACUGCACAGACAACCCGUUGACGCGCUACCUCAUUUCGGACGCUGCGGUGCUCGAGGGUGUGCAAGUCGUCUCCGGUGCGGCGCAGGGGUACGAUGGCCAGCUGGUGGUGCUUCACAAACGGAUCAAGGCGGAAUUUGCAGCGCCCAAGGCGCGGGGGGAUGGAGAGGCACGAGGACCAUGCUACCGAUGUCUGUUCCCGCAAGCGCCUCGACCGGAUGAGGUGACGAACUGUGAAGACGGAGGCGUUCUCGGUGGCGUCACUGGGCUGGUGGGGACCAUGCAGGCGUUGGAAGCGGUCAAGAUCCUAGCUAGGAUAGGGGAGGAUACCCCGCCGAUGCUGACACUGCUCAGCCCGCUGACGGGGAUGCCCUUUCGGUGUGUCAAGAUCCGUCCUCGUCGUGUCGCUUCUUGUCGCGCCUGCGGAGACCCCGCCCAAGUCGCCGAGCCCAUGAUUCGGGACUUGGAAAGCGAAGACUACGUGUCGUUCUGCGGCCUCACUCCCACCCCUGCGGAGAAGGAGGGUCCACGAACACAGGCCGCCGCCAUGCAACCCGCGCUGAUCGUAGAUGUGAGGCCAGAGAUCGAGUUCGGCAUCGCCAAGCUCGACGGCUCGAUCAAUGUGCCGAUACAAACGCUGCUGCGCAACCCGGCACAGGCGUGGAAGAGGAUUCACGAGGCGCAACCGGCGGCGGGGGUAAAAGAGGUGCUGGUGGUGUGCAAGAAGGGCAAUGACUCGAGGGUCGCUGUUCGUGAGCUGCUGCGGGUUAAGGCGGAGGGUGAGGCUGCGCCGGUGGACCCAUUGCAGGAGGCGAAGGGGGCAAGGGGAGAGGUGAGGCCGGUGAAAAUAUCUGAUCUGGUUGGCGGUCUGCGUGCAUACAGUCGGGAGAGGGAUCCUGGCUUUCCGGUGUACUAG